AUGCGGGCGCGCUCAGAGUCGCGACUCUAUAGGCAGACGCGCCUAUCCUUAGAAACCCGGUCUCAGGAUUCUACACAAAAUACACUCGAAGAAACUGCCAUCGACGAGGACAGGGUCCCAAAGGGCGAUGCCUCUAUUCCUGAACACAAGGCAAACCAGGCCUUGGAGAAGGAGCGCGACACAGAUGUUCCCGACUAUGAGGUGCGCUUUGACGCGGAUGACCCAGAUAAUCCGAAGAAUUGGUCUCUCGCCUACCGCUGGUACUUAACUAUGGUUGCUGGCCUGCUGGUCAUGAAUGCAACGUUCGCGAGCGCAGCGCCAACGGGCGUUGUGCCUAAUCUCAUCGAGUAUUUCAAGUUCAGCAAGGAGGUCGCGACUGCCACCAUAUCUCUAUUUGUCGCUGGCUAUUGUGUCGGUCCUUUGGUGUGGGGACCGCUGUCCGAGCAGAUUGGCCGACGCCCGAUAUUUAUCCUCACAUUCAUCGUCUACACGGGAUUUCAAGUCGGAUGUGCCCUCUCGCGGAACGUUGCGUCCAUCCUGAUCUUCCGCUUUCUUGGCGGUGUUUUCGCUGCAGCACCAUUAUCAAAUAGCGGAGCACUGAUGUCCGAUAUAUGGGACGCUGGGCGACGCGGAAAGGCCCUUGCGUUAUUUACCCUCGCACCUUUUGCGGGACCUGCAAUAGGGCCGCUCGUCAGCGGCUUUAUGGGUGUCUCGGGCGUUUCAUGGCGAUGGGUGUUUUGGGUGUUAACAAUUUUUGCGGGUACAUGUCUCGCGAUAAUCGUGCUGACUCUUCCUGAAACUUACGCUCCGGUCAUACUCGUGAGGAAGGCGCGUCGCAGACGCAAGGAGACCAGAGACGAUCACUAUUGGGCUCCUCUAGAAAAACGGGACAUGCCGUUAUUCCAACGAGUGAACAGCAUCGUGGCUCGCCCAUUCAUCAUGUUGGCCUGUGAACCGAUGCUACUGGCUGUGACGGUUUACAUGAGCUUUGUGUACGGUUGCAUCUACCUGCUCUUUGUUGCGUACCCGAUAGUUUUUACUAUCGGCCACCAUAUGAGCGAAGGCAUCACCGGACUCAUGUACCUUCCGAUCCUCAUCGGCGGAUGUCUCGGCGUCCUGUUGUAUCUCCUCAUCUUCAAUCCGCGGUACGAGCGCGAGAUGGCGCGCUACGCCCCACACCCAGUCCCCCCCGAAGCGCGGCUCGAGAUCUGCAAGUACGCCGCGCCGAUCUUUGCACUGUCGUUCUUCUGGUUUGCGUGGACAUCGUACCCAACCGUCUCGUACUGGGCGACGCUCUUCGCGGGGCUGCCCCUCACAUGUGCGACGGUGUGGGUCUUCCUCGGCCUGAACAACUACACUAUCGAUGCAUACCUCUUCUUCGCCGCGAGCGCGCUCUCGUGCGUCACCAUCGUGCGGUCGCUCUUCGGCGCGGCGUUCCCGCUGUUUGCGGCGCAGAUGUACGCCGCGCUGAACCCUCGGUGGGCGUCGACCCUUCUCGGGUGUCUCGCGCUGCUCAUGUGCCCUAUCCCUUUCGUGUUGUCGCAUUACGGGCCGAAGCUGAGGAUGCGCUCGCGCUUUGCACCGACGCUCCCCGCUCCCUCUCUCUCUCCGGUGGUGAUCAGGGAAGAUGAGCGAGUAUGA
Molecule: messenger RNA, 1641 nt
Organism: Sparassis crispa
Lineage: Eukaryota; Fungi; Basidiomycota; Agaricomycetes; Polyporales; Sparassidaceae
Exons: 6
Coding region: 1-1641 (546 amino acids)
Biological process (GO): transmembrane transport
Molecular function (GO): transmembrane transporter activity
Source: RefSeq, a predicted model, not a curated record